This is a messenger RNA of Cloeon dipterum, 2165 nucleotides long. RefSeq lists its product as uncharacterized. The record is from RefSeq and is a predicted model, not a curated record. Lineage: Eukaryota; Metazoa; Arthropoda; Insecta; Ephemeroptera; Baetidae. The coding region runs from base 1 to 1968 and encodes 655 amino acids. Gene Ontology annotation, molecular function: histone deacetylase binding. Gene Ontology annotation, cellular component: nucleus; cytoplasm. The transcript has 5 exons.
AUGGUGAAAAACCAAAAUCCUACCAGUCAGAGGCGACGAGGCGGCCAGUGGCAUUGUGGCAUCAAGUGCCCAAAGAAAGUGCGAGGAAGAGGAGAGCCGGAAAGCGGCAAACGCACAAGCCAUAAAAUAACCUGCAGCUCCGGAGCAGCACAUCUCGCGCCCGAUUUUUUUUACAUAAUCCAAGAAGUUCCUGAUUGUUUCGUUGUUCCAGCCUAUUCGUGUUUUGAUCAGUUUUUCUCUCAUCACUUAGAGAAAACUUCGAAAUUCGGCGCUGCAAUGGAAACAUUAGUAAAAAAGUUAGGUGCCCUCUACCUGGACAAAGCAACGAGUUGGAUGCCCAUUUGGUUCGAGAUGGACCCAGAAAAGUUGCGGAUUCUUGGAAAUGAUUGCUUUGCGAGGCACGAUUACUUCAAAGCGAUUUCCUGCUUCACCAAGAGCCUGGCUAGAUCUCCAGCUGGCAGUCGGUUGCGAGGACUCGCAUACGCCAACCGGAGCGCUGUCCUUUUGACCUUGGGACACUACAAAGAAAGCCUGGCUGAUGUGCAGACUGCCCUUGCCAACGACUAUCCCAAAGAGAUGGUUAAAAAACUGCAUCUGCGCAUGGCAGUGUGCAAGAAGAUGAUGGGAAUGACAGAAGAAGCUGAAGAAGAUUUUAGGGAAGCUUUUACAGACACGCCAAAAGCAACAAUUGAAGGUCACAAGCCAGCUCUUCCGGUGGUGCCCGUAGAGUAUGUGGAUCCUCCAAAGUUGAGCUACGGCAAAAGCGCUUUGGACCCCUUGAUUUCUUCUGCACUGCUGAUUGUGAAGGAGGAUGGUGCCUUUGUAGCAAAAAGAAAAAUCGAAAUUGGUGACGUGCUUCUUGUUGAACCACCUUUGGCCUGCUCUACUCACUGCUGUGGCAUUUUUGGUGAAUCUAAUUGGAUUUACUGCAGUGAAUGCUUGAAAAUGUGUUUGAACUUGAUGCCUUGCUCUUCAUGCUCAUGGGAUCUUUACUGCAGCAAGAAGUGCUCCAAAUUGGCUUGGGAUAAAUAUCACAGUUCUUAUUGUGUCGCCAAGAAGGAGGUGCUGGAAAAAAUCUGUGAAUUAGGACAUCCAAUAAUUAUUACCAUCCCAAUAUUUGUUCUUCCUUUACUCAGUCUAAUCUCCACCGUUGGACUGAAAAAUUGCAUCAUUUCCUCAGACGAACCUGAGCAAUCAUUGAACGUUCUUUUCAAUGCCAGGAAAACAAGAACCGCACUUGAAUUUCCCUUUGUUCAUGUCGUAAUUGAGUUAAUUGCAGACAGCUUCCAACUUAAAGGCGAGAUUGAACAAAAAUUCAUUGUGUUCAUGAAGAAGGCGCUUGAUGAAAUUCUUGCCAGGGGAGAAUAUGUCAAGCAUUCCGCUAUUGCCUUCAUCAACGACAGUGAUGAAAUGUCAUUUGGUCAGCAGCUAGUAGGAUGGGGUUUUUAUCCCAGAGCUGCUGCCAUUGUAAAUUCUUGCAAACCGAACGUUUACGCCAGCUUUUUCCAAAAGACUUUGGUGCUGAGGGCCACAAGACCAAUUGAAGAGGGAGAAGAGCUGUUCAAAUCAUCAAAUGGGAAAUUUAGCUUCUGUCCUGCAGGAGAGCAGCAAAUGAGAAAGAGUGUGUCCUUGAACUGCAACUGCGUCUCUUGUAUAAAUAACAUGAAGCUUUAUGAAGAUCUGAGCGCUGAGCUCAAAUAUAUCGGAUUUGAUGAAUAUCAGUGGGAAUUUCAUCUGCAAUACAAAGCUGACUUCGCCAGUUCUCUUGAUAGGUUUCACCCUGUGUCUACGUUGACAACAGAAAAUUACAAAAAGUGUGUGGAAAUUUUCUUGAAGCACGGAGAAGAGAAGAGAGAUGGGCUGGACUUGAAAACAGUCGAAUUCUUCGAACAAUACUUCACUUUCUUGUCUAUUAAACUUGGAGUUGGUGAACAGGGGAAGAAGCCUUACUACUUGAUCCCAAAUUAAGAUCACUGUCAUCAAUCGAGCGAACCCCUGAUGGUUAUGAGAGCCGUCGAUGUUUAAGUUCAAGUCAUUGAAAUGUUCUUGUUCGCAACCUGAAAAUAUUUGUCUAGAUUUUGUAAAAUUAUUUGAUCAUACAUGUAUUCCUCCUUUAACUUUUGUUUAGUGAUAUCAUCAAUAAAUCUCCACAUUUCUACUUUGAA